AUGAACAAAAUAACAGCCCUAUUCUUCAUGUCUCUAAUCCUCUGCUGCAUGCUUACCCACUCUGCACGACCUGAACCAUCUUCUCAACAGGAAUCUUUGGUAGUAGCACAGCAUGAGGAUGUUGAGGCAGUUGAUACAACCUGUGAAGGGAUUGAAGAGGAUGAAUGCUUGAUGAGGAGGACACUAAUUGCUCAUACAGACUAUAUUUAUACACAGAAACAUAACCCUUGA
This is a messenger RNA of Lathyrus sativus (Indian pea), 231 nucleotides long. NCBI's taxonomy places the organism in Eukaryota, Viridiplantae, Streptophyta, Magnoliopsida, Fabales, Fabaceae. The record is from the annotation of a GenBank genome assembly.